AUGAGAGUCGGGGCUGCAGAAGCCCCUGAGCUAACUGAUGAGCAGGUUGAUAAUGUUGACGCCAUGCUUGCCUUUGAGAAGGCUACGCCCGCCGAAGAGGCGUCGGUGUUGCUGGACUUCAACCACCUUGUAACAAAUGAGAAUAUGCGAAAUAUUCUUGGUUACGACAUCCCUAUUUCCGAUCUUCCUUUCUUGAAGGGUAAGGAAAAAGUUCCCGAGGGACCGAAGAAAUCUAAGGAGCAUGAAAAGGCUCCAAAAACUGUCAAGAAGCUUCUUGUUAAUGCCCAACGGAUCGAUGCCGAGCAGGAAGCUAAAGCCAAGAAAGCAGCCGAGAAAAAAGCCGUCGAGAAGAAAACUACCGAGCUGAAGGCUACCGAGAAGUUGGCGGGAAAAUCAAAGGCUUCCCAUGAAAGGCCUCAGUUGGGCAAAGAGCCUGAGAGGGAGCCUGUUAAGAAAAAACCAAGGAUUGAGGCGGCACGGUUGUAUCUCAAAUCAAUUGGUUCUGUAGUUAAGGGUAUUCCCAUUCGCGCCGAACCCUUGUCGAUGAUCACCUCCGAACACUCACUUCAGGAUGCCGAGGAGGAGGCUACGCCUCAUCAUCUAUCACUAGGCGGAGUACCAGUGCUCCGUGAUGAAGAUGUGCUUAGCGCGCAGCCUGCGGGCCAAGAUGUGACUCUUACGUCCAUGGCUGGGGAAGAAGUGGCUCAGACCGCCCUUCCUGAAAGUCAUUCGGCCUUACCCCAGUUGCUGACUGCACAGGUAGAAAUUGAGGUCGAGACCCGACAAAUAUCGCAGCCAGAAGUGGCGGUUGAAGUCAGUGAUGAUGCGGGAUCCAUCCCGGCCGAAGCUGAUAGCGCGGUCGUCAUGGUAAAUAACAGGCCCUCAGUGUAUCCUGUGGUCGAGGAAGCAGAGCCAAGUUGUAGCAUGCCCUUUGUCGGCGUUUGGACCGACCAGGUCGGGCCAACGGCAAUGUCUACUUACGAUUCCAUCGGGUUUUUUAGGCCAGCCCGGGAAUACGAAUAUGAUAAGGCCUCACUGGAAGAGCGCUUGGCUGGGCUGAUUAUGGAUGUAAUACGGGCUCUGACCCCGGCCAAUUACUUAGGGCAAAGCACCGCUGGGUUCAUUCCAACUGAGGAUAUGAUUGAUGCAUUGGUCCGACUUCAGACCAUGCACGGGAGUUUCCACCGAGACCAGGUUCCGGUCAUAGCCGGGCUUCAACAACAGAUUUCCGAGCUCGAGCUCGAGUUGGCUCGAAGACAAUCUCUUAAAUCAGAGGUGGCUAGGCUGAAUAAGCUUCUUGCCGAACGAGAGUUGGAGUUGGCCAAACAUGAUGAGUUAGUUGCUGAUGCCGAGCUCAGGCGAAAUGCGGUCGAGGAAACUAGCUGA
Messenger RNA from Alnus glutinosa, 1386 nucleotides. RefSeq lists its product as uncharacterized. The coding region runs from base 1 to 1386 and encodes 461 amino acids. The record is from RefSeq and is a predicted model, not a curated record. Lineage: Eukaryota; Viridiplantae; Streptophyta; Magnoliopsida; Fagales; Betulaceae. The transcript is spliced from 3 exons.